AUGUCUAUCUCCACGGUCCUUAUGACAAGAAACUUGACGUAUAAGGCAUGGAUACCGUUUGACUACUUAUCUUCCGCUAUGUAUUUUGUUGUAUAUAUUCACCAAUUAAUAGCUAUGUCAACCUCUGGUAUAGUAAAUGUUGCUUACGAGAGCUUGCUUUGUGGAUUCUUACUGCACAUCUGCUGUCAAUUUGAAAUUCUGGGACAUCGACUGACAAAACUCACGCAUGAUCAAAAUAGUCUGCGCGACUGUGUUUGUCAUCACAACCGUAUCUUUGAAUAUGCAUAUACAGUGAAUAAUAUGUUCGCAAAAAUAAUUGCUAUUCAGUUUACUGUGAGCAUGUUGGUAGUGUGCUCGAAUUUAUUCCGAAUAGCUGUAGUGACCGACCUCGUUAGUUUCAUUCCACUGGUAAUGUAUACGAGUGCUAUAUUAGUGCAAAUUUUCAUGUACUGUUGGUUUGGAAACGAAGUUAAGUUAAAAAGCCUUCAAUUGAUAAAUAGCAUUUAUAAUAUAGAAUGGCUGGAUCUUAGCAAUAGCAACAAAAAAGAUAUCUUAUUAGUUAUGAGGCGCGCAAUGACUCCUAUUGAAUUUACUAGCGGAUACAUAAUCACGAUGAAUCUUGAGUCGUUUGUAGCUGUUAUGAAUGUCGAUAACUCUGACGAACUCACCGAUUCAUUAUACAUGAUGUUGACCGUAUUUGUCGCGGGUUAUAAAAAUAUAUGUUUGUGGGUAGAUCGUAAAAAUCUCAGAAUGGUAGUCAACAUUCUCCGCAAAAAACCUUUUGAACCAUGUGAAUCCCACGAAACAAUAAUUCGAGAACAAUUUGAUAAAAGGAUACAGAAUGUUGCAAUGCGGUAUUUAACCCUCGUGGGUUCAGCAGUCGUCGUAGUAAAUAUAACAUCUAUUUUCACGGAUCUUAUAAAAGGAAACUUGACAUACAAAGCAUGGAUACCAUUCGACUAUUCAUCUCCAAUUGCAUUUACUUUCGUAUAUAGUAAUCAAAUGAUAGGCAUGUCAUGUUCCGGUUUAGUAAACGUUGCUUGCGAGAGCCUAGUGUGCGGACUCUUACUGCACAUAUGUUGUCAAUUCGAAAUACUGGAACAUCGAUUAAAAAAUGUCAAAGAGAAUCAUAACAUUUUGCGCGAUUGUAUUAGUCAUCACAAUUAUUUAGUUGAAUAUGCGCAAAAUAUAAAUGACAUGUUCGCGAAAAUAAUUGCUGUUCAAUUCGGGAGCCUUCAGUUGUCGACUAGUGUCUAUAAUAUAGAUUGGCUAGAACUUAGCGAAAGCAGCAAGAAAGGUCUACUAAUAAUUAUGCAACGUUCGACAUCUCCCAUCGAAUUUAGUAGCGCGUAUAUUAUCACAAUGAAUCUUGAAUCGUUCGUAGCCCUACUUAAAAUGUCAUAUUCGACUUUCAACUUGCUGCAUCAAACACAAGAACAAUAACGUGUUUAUUAAAUAGAAAAUAUUGUUCUUUAUUUUUAUUUUUGGAUUUUAUAAAAUCAUAUA
Messenger RNA from Cyphomyrmex costatus, 1506 nucleotides. RefSeq lists its product as uncharacterized. The record is from RefSeq and is a predicted model, not a curated record. Lineage: Eukaryota; Metazoa; Arthropoda; Insecta; Hymenoptera; Formicidae. The transcript has 8 exons. Gene Ontology annotation, molecular function: olfactory receptor activity; odorant binding. Gene Ontology annotation, cellular component: plasma membrane. Gene Ontology annotation, biological process: detection of chemical stimulus involved in sensory perception of smell; sensory perception of smell. The coding region runs from base 1 to 1443 and encodes 480 amino acids.